Messenger RNA from Phycomyces blakesleeanus NRRL 1555(-), 708 nucleotides. RefSeq lists its product as hypothetical. Bases 1 to 708 code for a protein of 235 amino acids. Lineage: Eukaryota; Fungi; Mucoromycota; Mucoromycetes; Mucorales; Phycomycetaceae. The record is from RefSeq and is a predicted model, not a curated record. Gene Ontology annotation, cellular component: cytoplasm. The transcript is spliced from 5 exons.
AUGACAAAAGUAUAUACCAUUGGAGUAAGUGGUCCUUCGUGUUCAGGAAAGACAACAUUGUCUCAAAUUCUGUUUAGCAUUCUUCCCAAUUGCGUUGUCAUUUGUCAAGAUGAAUUCUUCAAGCCUGACAACCAGAUUCCUAUCGAUCAGACAACCGGGCUUGCCAAUUGGGAUUGUCCAGACGCCAUUGACUUUAAAGCUUUAACAAGGACUAUUAGUCAUGUCCGUACAAAUAAUGGACAGCUCCCUGAAUGGUACCAAUCCAAGGCUAUAAAAAACGAUCACGAUAAGCGACAAAUUUUGCCGAGACAAGUAACACAGCAACUUGAUCCAUGGCUGAAACAUAUUCAACCGGAUAUUAUGUUUCUUAUUGUGGAAGGCUUUAUGCUCUAUCAAGACAAGGAUCUUUCAAACGAAAUCGAUCGCAAGAUUUUUAUCACGGCCUCAUAUGAAAUGCUAAAGACAAGAAGAGAGACUAGAACGGGAUAUGCCACUAAGCUAGGUACUUGGGUGGAUCCACUAGGAUAUUUUGAUGAUAUUGUGUGGCCACAGUACGUCAAGUGGAACAAGCAAUUUUUUGUAGAUGAUUCUUGCUCAAUUGUGAGACAAGAUGUGGCUCACUCAAUGCUAGUACUUAACACAGACGUCUCUAGUAUCGAACAGACCUCAUCAAAGGCACUCGAUUACUUGCAGACACAGUUCAAGUGA